Molecule: messenger RNA, 426 nt
Organism: Venustampulla echinocandica
Lineage: Eukaryota; Fungi; Ascomycota; Leotiomycetes; Helotiales; Pleuroascaceae
Exons: 1
Coding region: 1-426 (141 amino acids)
Source: RefSeq, a predicted model, not a curated record
AUGUCUACGUCUGGCAACAACCAGACUCCGCACCGCCAGAUCCGUGCCUCAUACAAUGACGAAGCUAUCACUGUUUACCAAGCAUAUUCCGAGUCCAUCGCGAAAGCCGCAGUCAGAGAGCAGAAGUUAUACGCAUCCCCAGACUUCUCGUUCACAAGGAUGACCUGGAUCAAGCCAAGUUGGUGCUGGAUGAUGUACCGCUCUGGCUACUCUACCAAAGAUCCGCGCCAAUCUCACAUCUUAGCUUUGAAGAUGACCCAUGAAAUCUUCCAGGAACUUCUCUCGCAAGCUGCUGUUUGCCAUGGGUCAGCUCUAACAGACGAAGAGAAAGCGAAGCCCGUUAGGGUGCAGUGGAUCCAGAACGAGGGCCCUGUCUGGAGGUCCUGCGUCACCGAAGUAUUCAAAUUGGGAUUGGACAGAGUUUGA